Messenger RNA from Rhineura floridana, 2885 nucleotides. Its product is annotated as keratin, type II cytoskeletal 4-like. Gene Ontology annotation, molecular function: structural constituent of skin epidermis. The record is from RefSeq and is a predicted model, not a curated record. The transcript is spliced from 9 exons. The coding region runs from base 1 to 1692 and encodes 563 amino acids. Lineage: Eukaryota; Metazoa; Chordata; Lepidosauria; Squamata; Rhineuridae. Gene Ontology annotation, biological process: intermediate filament organization; keratinization. Gene Ontology annotation, cellular component: keratin filament.
AUGUCUCGCCAGUCCUGUGCCCGAAGCAUUGGAGGAGGGUUUCAGAACAAGGGUUUCAGCUCCAGCUCUGCUUGCUUUGGGGGUGGAAGCAAAGUCAGCUUCAACACUGUUUCCACAUCCCGUGGAUGUUCCGUCCGUGGCGGUGGCGGUGGUGGCGGCUUCGGCAGCAGGAGCCUGUAUAAUCUAGGGGGCAACAAGAGGAUCUCCAUUGGUGGCUUUGGUGGAGGAUAUGGUGGCAGCUGUGGCCGAGGGGGUGGAGGCUUUGGGGUUGGUGGUGGAUUUGGUGGAGGAUUUGGCUCUGGCUUUGAUGGUACAGGUGGCCCUGGAUUUCCAGUAUGCCCACCUGGAGGCAUCAGAGAAGUAACCAUCAACCAGAACCUCCUGCAGCCCCUCAACCUGGAGAUAGACCCAGAGAUCCAAAAAGUAAGAGUCGCAGAGAGGGAGCAGAUCAAGACCCUCAACAACAAGUUUGCCUCCUUCAUCGACAAGGUCCGUUUCCUAGAGCAACAGAAUAAGGUUCUGGAGACCAAAUGGAAACUUUUGCAAGAACAGGGCCAAGGAACUGGUGUCGGUCGAAAGAAUCUUGAUCAGGUCUUUGAAGCUUAUAUCAACAACCUCAGGAGGCAGCAAGAAGGUCUUCAGAAUGAGAGGAGAGGCCUGGAUUCAGAGCUAAAGAACUUCCAAGAUCUUGUGGAAGAUUACAAGAACAAAUAUGAGGAAGAAAUUAACAAGCGCACAGCGGCAGAGAAUGACUUUGUGCUCUUGAAAAAGGAUGUGGAUGUAGCUUACAUGAACAAAGUAGAACUGCAGGCAAAACUGGACGCCUUGAUGGAUGAAAUCAACUUCUUUACAAGUCUGUAUGAAAUGGAAUUGAGCCAGCUACAGCAGACAGUUUCCGAUACUUCUGUUGUCCUUCAAAUGGACAACAACCGGAACCUGGACUUGGACAGCAUCAUUGCAGAGGUCAAAGCUCAGUAUGAAGAGAUUGCCCAGAAGAGCCGAGCAGAAGCAGAGUCUUGGUACCAGUGCAAGUAUGAAGAGCUGCAGGUAACAGCUGGGAAACAUGGUGACAAUUUGCAGAACACCAAGACUGAGAUCUCUGAACUAAACCGGAUGACUCAGAGGCUACGAUCUGAGAUUGAUAACGUGAAGAAGCAGUGUGAGAAGCUGCAGGCUGCCAUUGCAGAAGCUGAGGAACGUGGUGAGCUGGCACUCAAGGAUGCCAGGGACAAACUGAAUGAACUGGAGGUUGCUCUGCAGAAGGCCAAGGAGGAAAUGACCCGCCUCUUGAGGGAGUACCAGGAGCUGAUGAAUGUCAAGUUGGCACUUGAUAUUGAAAUUGCCACCUACAGGAAGUUGCUGGAAGGAGAGGAGAGCAGGAUGUCUGGAGAGUGCCAAAGUGCUGUGAGCGUCUCUGUGGUUGGCUCUACCACUAAUACCUCUGGUGGAGGAUAUGGAGGUGGAUAUGGAGGUGGAUAUGGAGGUGGAUACGGAGGUGGAUACGGAGGUGGAAUAUGCUCUGGUGGCCUUGGUGGAUUCAGCUCCGGAAGCGGAAAGGGUGUUUGCAGCAUAGGAGGUGGAGGAGCUUGUUCCAUUGGGGGUGGAUAUGGAGGAGGGUAUGGUUCCGGAGGCACCAUUGUGAAGAAAACAACUACAUCAUCCACCUCCAUCAAAACUUCAAGCAGGAAAUAACAAGCAACGGAGGCAAUGAUGACAACGUCAACAUGGAUGAAAGAAACAUUCUUCGGAUGGCCUCUGUCAAGCCACCCUGAACAGAAACCUUGGUACCUUUCAGAGAAACGGACUGUGCCCUUUAUGACCCUUAUGGCUGCUCUUCCAGAAUACUUUAGGCCUUGCAAUAUUUGAGUUGGAUAUAGACUGAGUUAGCUGAACUUCAGUCCCAUUGAUUUCAAAGAGCCUUAAAUCAUUGCAAGCUUAUUUCAUUUAUUUUGGUUCAGUUAACAUAGUCAGUAUCCAACCCAAACUUACUCUAUAUCGCACCCUUUGUUCUUAACUCAUUGUUGCUGACACAUUUCAUGCCCCCACGUAAAGAUUAGGUCAAGACGACCGAUGUGGAUUAUGCAAAGGCUGUGUUUGCAUGAACAAAGGCCAACAGCAUUAGGUAGUUCUGCAGAGACUAUUCAAGACAAUGCGUGCCUUGCCACGGUACCAUCCACACACCUUUUAACAGAUAGGAGCACUGUUUCCCAUAUCCUACAAGAAUGAUUGUGCUUGUCCUGGAUAUUCCAGAGUUCUCCUUGCCUCUGCUUCAACUAAAGAGAUGCUUAUUCCCUCUUUGAUGGACUACAACACAGGACUGGAACAGGUUUUGCUCUGGUUAGGUGGGGCUCACAUGAGGAAACAAUGCCAGGAGUAAGGUUAUUUGAUUCUCAUAAUGUUUAAAGGGUAGUUGUCACUGCUAUUUUGUCUACAUUUUAACUCCUCUGAAUGAGACCUGAGGAGGAAAUAAUGGGAAUUGCAUCAAAGUGACUAUUCAUGUGAACACAGCCUUCAUGUUUUGCUUCUUCAUGCAAAUGAAUCUCUUACCUGCUACUUUCCUGUGAUUACCUGCCUGUGGCUUUGCUGACUCAUGAUAGUCUGUCAUAGGAACAUGUAAAAUAUCUGCAGCUAAAAUGUAAGGGCAUGUAAUCUAGCCAAAGUUACACUUUCUAAAGUCCCCUUGAUGUCAGGAAGAGAGUUUGAGCGUAUGCUUAAGUCGCUCCCACUGAAAGCAAGAGGACUUACCCACAUCUUAUUUUAGCUGGACUGUGCCCUGUGUUCUUUUCUUUAUUUUUUCCUCUCUCUUUUUUUGUAAUGCCUUAAAACCCUUUUGCUGGCUCAUUUUAGUUUUGGUGGUGAUUCCUUUUCUCUGGUGUGUGACCAAU